UAGAUUUCCUGAAUGGGUACCAUAUGAGAGAUUUACAGAUAUAAAAGAAAUAGGCGAAGGUGGAUUUGCCAAAGUGUUUUCUGCAACUUGGAUUGAUGGUGAAUCAAGAUAUGAUAAACAAAGUGAUGGAAGUUGUAAAAAAAGGGAACCUUAUUCUAAAAAAGUUGCUUUGAAAAGGUUAAAUGGAUCACAAAAUAUGUCAGACAAAUAUUUAAAUGAACUUAAAAUACAAUGGAAAGUAACUAAGUUUGGCGGAUUAAACUUUUUUGGAUUAACUAAAGACCUAGAAACUAAAGAAUUUAUGAUGAUUAUACAAUUUGCCGAGGAAGGAAAUUUAAGAAAAAAAAUUGAUUUAUUAUAUUGUUCAUCAAUUGAUUUACGAGAUUUGUAUAGAUCAGGAUAUUUGCAUAAAGAUUUUCAUAGUGGAAAUAUCCUACGAAUUAAUAAUUCUUAUUCUCUCAUUUCAGACUUUGGAUUAUCAGGAUCAGCAAAUGAACAAAAAUCAGAUGAUAAAGUAUAUGGAGUAAUGCCAUAUAUUGCACCAGAAGUCUUAAAUGGUGAACAAUAUACAUCAUCUGCUGAUAUUUAUAGUUUUGGUGUAGUUAUGGCUGAAAUAUCAUCUGGAAAGCCACCUUUUUAUAAUAAAAAUCAUGAUUUAAGUUUAGCAUUAGCCAUAUGUAGUGGACUUAGACCAGAAUUUGGAAAAGGAACUCCUGAAUUUUAUAAGAAAUUAGCUUAUAAAUGUAUGAAUGCUAAUUCAAAUGAAAGACCGACAGCUGGUGAAUUGUACAAUAUAUUUGUUUUUUGGUGUAAUUCUAAUAAAGGUAAGAAAGAUGAAGAAGAAAAUUUUGGUUAUAAGGGAGAAGAAAUAAGAGCAGCAUUUGAAGAAGCAGAUAAAGAAAUACCAAACAUCUCAACUUUGUAUAAAAAGAAUUCAGAUGCUGUAUAUACUAGUAGAGCAUUUACAUUUAGUAAUUUAUUACCAAAACCUGUUAAUUCAUCCAUUAUCACAUCAUAUAUUAAUGAAGAAAAUAAUAAAGAUUGCGACUCUCAACUAGUUGACUUGGAAGUUUCCAAUUCAAUAAAAUUAAGAGAUACUACUGUUGACGAGAAUAGUGAUGAUUAA
Molecule: messenger RNA, 1126 nt
Organism: Rhizophagus irregularis DAOM 181602=DAOM 197198
Lineage: Eukaryota; Fungi; Glomeromycota; Glomeromycetes; Glomerales; Glomeraceae
Source: RefSeq, a predicted model, not a curated record